This is a messenger RNA of Ilyonectria robusta, 3922 nucleotides long. RefSeq lists its product as uncharacterized. The transcript has 2 exons. The record is from RefSeq and is a predicted model, not a curated record. Lineage: Eukaryota; Fungi; Ascomycota; Sordariomycetes; Hypocreales; Nectriaceae. The coding region runs from base 227 to 3763 and encodes 1178 amino acids. Gene Ontology annotation, cellular component: nucleus. Gene Ontology annotation, molecular function: DNA binding; ATP hydrolysis activity; ATP binding.
CGCGACCCUUGGCCAUUGACUUCUCGGCCCAGACUCGAGACUCGGUGCUCCUUCAACCCACUCUCAACCCACCUUCAAGAAAGUCAAGUCGCCUGAGUUGACAGCGAUCUCCUUUUCUUUAACCCCUCUCUUAUUAAUUUGUCCCUUUUUUUUUUUUCGUCGCCUCUGCAUCCACUCUUCGAAAGCAAUGCUCGCUUGAUGCUGACUUUGAGACCUGCGCGAAUCGAUGGGAUCAGUUUUGGUAGCCGCAAUGGUCCAGGAGGGUGUUGGUGAGGCUCAAGAGAAGAAAUUACAUCCAUUCUUCACCAAGGCACCUCCAGCUACGCAUUCCGACAAGCCCAUUGAAGACACUUCUCAGUCAGACACCUCCCAACCUGGCUCCGAGUCAACCCAGAACCAGAGAAAACGCCGAAAUACGGAUUCUCCCGUUCCUCAGGAUGGCCGUGAUGAGAAAAAGGCCCGUCGAAACCGAAGUACCCAGGGAUUCCCGAUCUUGGCCACCCUCGCCACCCGCAACCACGAAGUGAAGGUCUCUGAUGAUCCUCCCGCUGAGCACGUUGUUGGUGACUUCCCGACUCCUCCCUUGAGCGACAUCUCCAUCCGACCCGCAGACACAACUCCCCAGCCCGCGGCAAACCUACCGCACCCCGAUGUGCAGGCCCAUCCCGAACCGACAGCCUCCCUCACCCCCCCGAAAGCCAAAAAGGUGUUGAAGUGGAAUCCCAAAACGGGAACUCUCGGUUCGCCCCCAAAGCCGAAGCCAAAGAAUACGCCAACUCGUCUCGUGCACAUUAAGUAUGGCCGCGAUGAAACCACUCGAAAGGAGAUGGGUGAUAAGAUCUCCCAAAUUCUGGACGGAAAGAUGCUGUUUCCUCCGACCCCAACCAAACCUCGAGCACCCCGUGCUUCCAAGAAGUCCAAGGAUUCUGCUACCAAGCAAGCGACUGGGUCAAAAACUACACAUCCCUUUUUCGGAGGAAAAGCCAAGAAAUUGGAGCCACCGACUGUCAACGCUGUCACAGAAAAACCACGAUCGUCCAAGAACUCUGUCUUCAUGUCGAGCCCCUUUUCCCCGAAGAAACCUCGACCUACAUUUAAUCCGGACAAGAUCCCCCAGUUCGGAAUCAAAUCGGGCGGUACCAAAGAAGCAGGCGCUGCACACCCUCUCUGGCCAGCCAAGGACAUGUCCCACAUCCGCGGUCUUGACUCCCCCAUCCGUUGCGCGGACAGCUUGAACUACGACGAGGCCCCGAAGAAGUCAAAAGGACAUGUCGUCACAAUUUCGGCCAAGGAGUCUGUUCUAGAUCGUCACUGCGAAAGUCUAGAUCUCAACACCCUGCGAAAAGCGCUCCCAAGGAACAACGACAACUUCGAACCAAUCCCUGAAGAAUUGCGAAUUCCGAAACGGCACUUUGAAAGUGGACGAAAACUCCAAAGACGAGUGCGAUCAGAGCUACGGACAUACAGGUCACCAACCAUAGAAGAUAUUGAACGAGGCCGGGACGAAUUAGACAACACGGCCAAGAGAACACACCCAGCGAUAUCCCAGUUUUACGACGCUUUAGAAACGGGACUUUCCGCCUAUGACAGAUCAACGUGCGAGACUCAGGCUUGGGCACAAAAGUACGCCCCCGCCACCGCUUCACAAGUCCUACAAGCUGGAAAAGAAGCGUUUCUGCUCAAAGAGUGGUUGCAAACUCUUCGAGUCCAGUCGGUUGACACAGGAGGUACCGACGGAAACGGCAAGGGAAAGUCAAAAUCAGAGGCAGCCCCCAGAAAAAAGAGAAAGAAGGACAAGCUAGAUGGAUUCAUUGUCGACAGUGAGGAAGAAGCGAAUGCCAUGGACGAAGUCUCUGAGAACGAGGAUGACUGGGCUCCUGCGGGAUCAGGUGUUGUCAAGAAAACGGUUAUUCGCAGCGGGGACGCGGCGGCGAAGGGUUCCAAAGAUCAGGGGCGACUGACAAAUGCCGUUGUGAUAAGCGGACCCCAUGGAAGUGGCAAGACAGCAGCUGUGUAUGCAGUAGCAAAGGAGCUAGGAUUCGAGAUCUUCGAGAUCAACUCUAGCAGCCGACGGAGCGGAAAGGACCUUUUGGAGAGGGUUGGCGAUAUGACGCGCAACCACUUGGUCCAACACCACACCGAUCCGGCCGAUGAGGAUGACGAUGAGGACGAAGUUUCCAGGGACCUCAAGUCUGGAAAACAGGGUAUGAUGACGGCAUUUUUCAAGGUCAAACCAACAACAGUCGCCAAGAAACCUACGACAAAACGUGCAGAGAGAAACUCCGACCCUAGCAAGCAGAGCUCUGCCAGGAACCAGAAACAAUCUCUCAUUCUGCUCGAGGAGGUGGAUGUUCUGUAUGAGGAAGACAAGCAAUUCUGGGCGACAUUAAUGGGGAUGAUCUCGCAGUCGAAGCGGCCAUUUAUCAUGACUUGCAACGAUGAGAGCUUGGUUCCAUUACAAAGCCUGAGUCUGCACGGAAUUUUCCGAUUCUCUCCUCCUCCCACCAGCCUUGCUGUGGAUCUUUGCAUCCUCGUUGCCGCAAACGAGGGCCAUCUCCUCAGCCGACCGACGGUGGAGGCAUUGUACAGGUGUCGCAACAAUGAUAUCAGGGCGACAUUGACCGACCUGAACUACUGGUGUCAGAUUGGUGUUGGUGAUCGCAGGGGAGGGUUUGACUGGUUCGUCCUCCGAUGGCCAAAGGGAUCUGACCUUGACGAGAACGGAGACGUGAUUCGAGUCAUUAGCGAAGACACGUAUUGCAAGGGCAUGGGCUGGAUUGGCCGUGAUCUUGUUGCCAUGUGCUCCAACCCACUGGAGUCGGAGGAGGAAGCCAUGCGGCAGUCUUGGGAUUCGUGGAAGCUGGACAUGGGCGACUGGAACAGUUCAACGGAUCUGCACUCAUGGGCGCAAAGUGUGUCUGAGGCUGCUCCAGACCCGAGUCGAAAAUUCGACACCCUAGCUGCGUAUGAUGACUUCUGCGAUGCCAUGAGUAGAGCCGACAUUCUAUCCAGCGGGGGGUUUGGAAUCAAUUUCCAAGAAACACUUGAUUCGACACUACCCGAAAUUCCGGCAAAGAACAAAGACGACUUCAUAAUCGGACGGCGACUCCUCGAAGCAGAUCCCAAGACGACUCCGUGCUCACCGCAUGUCACCCUCUCAAUGUCCCUUAAGUCCCUGGCCAAGAACAAUCUGCUUCGAUCGACAUCUCCAAUCGGCCAAACUGGAUCAGGCUCGGUUCUCAAGCCCGUGGACGAGAAUAGGGCAGUUUCCAUGUUGGACACCUCUUUCUGUCACACUCCAACUCAGCUCACGCGGUUGGAUUUUGCCUAUGCCUUCGAUCCCAUCGCAGUUUCAGAAAAGGCGACAGCAUCCACCCACCUAGACCCGUCUGUAUUUGACCGCACUCUAAAUCUCAUUGUCCUUGACAUCGCCCCGUGGGUGAGAGGUAUCGUGGAAUUUGACCACCACCUCAUGCUGGAACGAGUCAAGCUUAGCAAUCUUCUCAGUGAAGGGGGUAAGAGGAAGCGGAUGCGAACCACGCGGAGCGCUUACUCGGCCUUGGAGGGCGGGGAGAGAAGGGCGACACGCCGGGAACGGUACUUUGGAGAUUGUCUCAACACUGAGUUUGUGAGACGUACUGCGAGAGAGGAGUGGAGGCUGGCGGCCGAGGCUGUGACGGCGGCCAUGGCGCCCAAGGAGAUGGCUGAAAGUAUUCCAAGCAGCCCUCCCUACUCGGGAGAGGAAGAAUCGGGAAGUAUAUAACGAACCCACAUGUGCCAAGAACCGUUCAUACACAAUGGACUUGGCAACUAUAACGAAGAUCUGGGGUGGUUUGGGAAAUAAGCUGGAAUCGAAUUCUCGGAGUCAUGGAUCAGGUACAGGCAGCAUAGCAUAGAGAAGUGAAACUCGAGUAUACACACA